Molecule: messenger RNA, 1428 nt
Organism: Micropterus salmoides (largemouth bass)
Lineage: Eukaryota; Metazoa; Chordata; Actinopteri; Centrarchiformes; Centrarchidae
Gene: sgms2a
Product: sphingomyelin synthase 2a
Exons: 5
Coding region: 1-861 (286 amino acids)
Biological process (GO): sphingomyelin biosynthetic process; ceramide biosynthetic process
Cellular component (GO): Golgi membrane; endoplasmic reticulum membrane
Molecular function (GO): sphingomyelin synthase activity; ceramide cholinephosphotransferase activity
Source: RefSeq, a predicted model, not a curated record
AUGGAGUGGUGGAAGACAGCAGUCGCCUUCUUUUAUGCUGGUUUUAACUUGGUCCUGACCACAGUUGUCAUCACUGUCGUCCACGAGAGAGUCCCACCCAAAGAAAGUAGCCCGCCUCUUCCUGAUAAGUUUUUUGACUAUAUUGACAGGGUUAACUGGGCAUUUACAGUGACAGAGAUCAAUGGCAUGGUGCUGCUGGCCAUUUGGUUGAUCCAGUUGUUCUUCUUCAGAUACAAGUCAAUAGCAAGCAGACGGUUCUUCUUCCUCAUUGGCACCCUGUACUUGUAUCGCUGUGUCACUAUGUACAUCACCACCCUGCCUGUACCUGGCAUGCAUAUGACCUGUGCUCCUAAGCUCCAUGGAGAUUCUCAGGCAAAAAUCCAGAGAAUUCUGCGACUGGUCUCAGGUGGGGGUCUGUCCAUUACAAGCUCCCAUCUCUUGUGUGGAGACUUCCUCUACAGUGGGCAUACUGUGAUGCUCACUCUCACCUACCUGUUCAUCAAGGAGUACUCACCGCGGUCAUUUUGGUGGUACCAUCUGAUGUGCUGGGUGCUGAGUGCUGUGGGCGUGGUGUGCAUCUUGGUGGCACAUGAGCACUACAGUGUAGAUGUGGUUGUGGCCUAUUUUAUCACCUCCCGUCUGUUCUGGUGGUACCACACCAUGGCCAACUUACAGACUCUAAAAUGCUCGCCCAACAACUACCUCACCAACACCUGGUGGAACCCACUGUUCAACUUCUUGGAGAGGAAUGUCCAAACCUCAGUGCCAUGCUCUUACAGUUGGCCCAUCACCUGGCCCCCUGCCUGCCUUAAGAACCCCUGCAAGAAGUACUCCAUGGUACAGAGCACACGAGAGGAAUGACAUGACCCUGAUACCCCAGCAGUGUGGCCUGGUAAUCCGCUGAAGUCGUAUUUCUUCAUUCCAACAACAAAUGCAUAGCUAUGAAAGAAAUGUUUUUUUUCUGCAAAAAUGUGUCUAAAAGGUUAAUCAUAUUGUCUUUGUGUUUUCUUUGCCGAUGUAAUUUAUUUGCGAGAUACAGUCCUGCAAAGCUUUCAUUGAUACUUGCGUCAGCUCCUAGUGACUUUCAGACAUGAACGGACAGUUUUCUCCAAUUGAGCAUUUGCGAGACUUGAUUUUAGAUCUGCUGUAGCUCUUUCAUACAGUGUGUGUUGACGGGGUUUACCUCAAUAUGAUAUCAAUGUACUCAAGUCACAAGGUGCCUUAGUGUGUUUAACGUCAGUAGGUGUUCCAAAACUGCCAUUACAUGUUUUGGUGUAUUUGUUGUUUUUUCUAUGAGUUUAUUAUUAUUAUUAUUAUUAUUAUUUUAGUAGACUUGAGUGUGUAUAUCCUAGCUUUAGUCCCAACAUUGUACUAUUGUAUUAAAAUGAAACCAUAUAAAUGCUUGAGUGUGUUUUUUGAUAUAAUGAA